AUGGAACUAGAAAAUUAUACUCAUGUUUCAGAAUUUUUUCUUCUUGGAUUAUCAAAGGAACCAGAAUUGCAGCCUCUCAUAUUUGGCCUUUUCCUCUCCAUGUACCUGAUCACUGUAUUUGGAAACCUGCUCAUCAUCCUGGCUGUGAGCCUAGACUCCCACCUCCACACACCCAUGUACUUCUUCCUCGCCAACCUGUCCUUUGUAGACAUCUGCUUCACCUCCACCACCAUCCCCAAGAUGCUGCAGAACAUUCAUACACAAAGCAAAGUGAUAACCUACAGAGCGUGCAUCACCCAGAUGUACUUUUUCAUAAUCUUUGCCAUAUUGGACAACUUUCUCCUGGCUGCGAUGGCCUAUGAUCGUUUCGUAGCCAUCUGCCACCCACUACACUACAUGGUCAUCAUGAAUUCACAGCUCUGUGGACUGCUGGUUAUGAUAUCCUGGAUCAUGAGCUCCCUGAAUUCUUUAUUACAAAGUUUAAUGGUACUGAGACUGUCCUUCUGUUCAGUCUUGGAAAUCCCCCACUUUUUCUGUGAGAUCAAUCAGGUGGCCCGACUUGCCUGUUCUGACACCUUUCUUAAUGACAUUGUAUUAUAUUUUGCAAUUGGGCUGCUGGGUGGUGGACCCCUUACUGGGAUUCUUUACUCCUACUCUAAGAUAGUUUCCUCCAUAUGUGGAAUCCCAUCAAUUCAGGGGAAGUAUAAGGCGUUUUCCACCUGUGCCUCUCACCUCUCAGUUGUCUCCUUAUUUUAUUGUACAGGUCUAGGUGUAUACCUUAGCUCUGCUGCUUCCCUCAGCUCACACGCAAGUGCAAUAGCCUCGGUGAUGUACACCGUGGUCACACCCAUGCUAAACCCCUUCAUCUACAGUCUGAGGAACAAAGACAUAAAGAGUGCCCUUAAAAAAAUCAUUGGGAUGGUAGUUAUAUAA
This is a messenger RNA of Talpa occidentalis (Iberian mole), 933 nucleotides long. RefSeq names its product olfactory receptor 7A10-like. Gene Ontology annotation, biological process: G protein-coupled receptor signaling pathway. Gene Ontology annotation, molecular function: G protein-coupled receptor activity; olfactory receptor activity. The coding region runs from base 1 to 933 and encodes 310 amino acids. Lineage: Eukaryota; Metazoa; Chordata; Mammalia; Eulipotyphla; Talpidae. The record is from RefSeq and is a predicted model, not a curated record. The transcript has a single exon. Gene Ontology annotation, cellular component: membrane.